This is a messenger RNA of Verticillium alfalfae VaMs.102, 597 nucleotides long. RefSeq lists its product as hypothetical. The record is from RefSeq and is a predicted model, not a curated record. Lineage: Eukaryota; Fungi; Ascomycota; Sordariomycetes; Glomerellales; Plectosphaerellaceae. The transcript has a single exon. Bases 1 to 597 code for a protein of 198 amino acids.
AUGUCUCGGAACACUGAGAUGCCUGUCCCCAAGGUCAUAUUGCACGAUGCAUCGCGGCACAGUCGCAUUGGCUUUGAGUGGAUCCUUACGAGCAAGCUGCCGGGCGAGGCUUGGGCGACGCGCUGGCAGUCGAUGGCCUAUGCAACCAAGGAGCAGCUGGCGAAGAGAUUUUGUUGCUAUUCGUUGCACGUCUUCAGGAAGCAGUGUCGAGUCAUCGGUAACAUCCAUUCCUCUACGGCGUCAGCGGAAGGAGUGCGCAUCGUGCCAAUGCACUUCUUCUGGGACAGCCGCAUCCACGAGGACGUACCCCGCGGCCCGUUCAAGACGACCCGCGACCGGAUGAAAGCGCGCCUGAUGCUGAGCAGCCGAGAACGCCAUGGCAAGAUUGCAAGAUAUUCUGCGCAGAGCGAGAUGGAUAGCGACGAUGAGGAGGACUUGGAAGACGCCGAGCAGACUCUGGACAGCAUCAAGAAGCUUCAGCCUCUCUAUUGGACGUUGUAUUUCCGCCCGCAGAGGACCCCAAGCCUGAAGCGACCAUGGUGUUCCACGACGACCGCUCCUUGCAUAACAUACUCGUGGAUAGCGACGGAAAUUUGA